Coffea eugenioides is the source of this 618-nucleotide messenger RNA. Its product is annotated as putative UPF0481 protein At3g02645. The record is from RefSeq and is a predicted model, not a curated record. NCBI's taxonomy places the organism in Eukaryota, Viridiplantae, Streptophyta, Magnoliopsida, Gentianales, Rubiaceae. The transcript has a single exon. Bases 1 to 618 code for a protein of 205 amino acids.
AUGUCUAACUCAUUUUUCAGUUCAAGCACAAGUGAGCAAAGAUGGGUGGAUCAGUUCAACAAACAUUUCAUCAUAUAUAUUGGCAACAGACCUUCCAUCUUUAGAGUCCCCAGCAAAGUAUUGGAGACAAAGCCAGAAGCCUAUGUCCCUCGGCAACUAGGCUUAGGAGCAUAUCAUCAUUUUCGACCCGAUCUCGAUGACGACAUGGAGAGCAAAAAGCUUGAGCAGAUCAAGAAAUUCUUGAAGCCUGAGCAGUACAACAAUUUCAAGAACUUAAUUGUUGAUAAGGUGAAAGAACUCGAGCAGCCUAUACGCGCAUGCUACAACAAUUACGUGGAUCUUGAUCGCGAUACUUUGGCUUGGAUCAUGGCUAUUGAUGGUACAUACUUACUUUACCUGUUAAGCACUUCUAAAUCUAUUAACAGGCGUUUAUCUGAUGAUGUACUGAAGCUUGAGAAUCAAAUCCCGGCAAUUGUGUUGAAGAAAAUCAACAAUGUUUUACGUGUAACUAAAGGCGAUGAGAUCAACUCGAGUAAACCAUUGUUUUCAGAGUUUCACAACUUCUACAAUACACAAUCUCCCCUUGAAUUGUGCAGUGAAAGUCAGAUUGACCACUAG